This is a messenger RNA of Conger conger (European conger), 1262 nucleotides long. It is a transcript of the gene mtg1, whose product is annotated as mitochondrial ribosome-associated GTPase 1. NCBI's taxonomy places the organism in Eukaryota, Metazoa, Chordata, Actinopteri, Anguilliformes, Congridae. The transcript is spliced from 11 exons. Gene Ontology annotation, molecular function: GTPase activity; GTP binding. The record is from RefSeq and is a predicted model, not a curated record. Bases 192 to 1151 code for a protein of 319 amino acids. Gene Ontology annotation, cellular component: mitochondrion.
GUACAGCGCUUGGAUUUACCAUUUACCAUUUACCAUUUUGUUUGGGUCGAAGCGGCAACGCAGACGGAACUCCAGUUUUUGACGCAUGUUGUUACACGGACGCUUAACCGUGUAGCAAGCAAGGUCUUGAACAGUUCUGUGUAAAAAAACAUGAAAACUUAAGUUACAGUAACAGCUUAAAUGUCAGUAAAAUGAGGCUUCAACAAAUACUCCGUGACGCUUCAAGAUUCCGAGCUGUUUUCGAUUUUGGCGAACGAAAUAUUGCACAUUGGUUCCCGGGCCAUAUGGCAAAAGGUUUGAGACGGAUGAAAGCGAAUCUGAGAAAGGUGGACUGCAUAUUAGAAAUUCACGAUGCCAGAAUACCGUUCUCUGGGAGAAAUCCAGCCUUUCAAGAAAGCUUAAACAUCCGACCACAUUUACUGAUAUUGAACAAAUUGGAUCUGGCUGAUCCAUCCAGCAAGCAGAGGGUUCUUAAACAGCUGGAGCAAAGUGGUUUGGAGAACGUGCUAUUCACAGACUGCCUGAGACAGAUGGAUGUUAACGUUAAAAAGAUCGUUCCCAUGGUGACGCAGCUGAUUGAGAGCAGCCCUCGUUACCACAGAGAAGAGGACACACACUACUGCUUGAUGGUGAUCGGAGUCCCGAAUGUGGGGAAGUCAUCACUGAUUAAUGCUCUGAGGAGAACAAACCUGAAAAAAGGUCGAGCUUCUAGGGUUGGAGGGGAACCGGGCAUAACUAAGGCCGUCUUAACCAAAAUCCAGGUCUGCGAGAGGCCGGCUCUGUUUUUAGUCGACACGCCCGGAGUGUUUCCUCCUAAAAUCGAAAGCUUGGAAACGGGAAUGAAGCUAGCCUUGUGUGGAACCAUAUUGGACCAUUUAGUUGGUGAAGACAUCAUUGCUGAUUAUUUACUGUACUCCCUGAACAGACUUGAAAAAUUCAGUUAUGUGGAUCACUACAGCCUGCCGGAGCCCAGUGAUGACAUUCAGCAGGUCCUGAAGGGCAUCGCCGUGAAGCUGGGGAAGACCCAGAAAGUCAAGGCCAUCACUGGAGUGGGUGACAUCACCAUCACAAUGCCGAACUACAGUGCUGCUGCAUACCACUUCAUCAGGGCGUUCAGACAGGGAGAGCUGGGCAGAGUGACCCUGGACUGACCACACUGCCCCCUGCUGGUCGGAGGAGUGGAAGGCAGUCACAAGUGGCUGAAAUACUGAAAUAAAUCUGUGUUCAGGCACUAAGCCAUAAUAAAAGUUAUUUUUGUAAGA